Molecule: messenger RNA, 2028 nt
Organism: Arabidopsis arenosa
Lineage: Eukaryota; Viridiplantae; Streptophyta; Magnoliopsida; Brassicales; Brassicaceae
Source: the annotation of a GenBank genome assembly
GUGUGACAUCGGUGGUUUUGGGGUUUCUAUUAUUUCUCGUUUAUUCCACCUUCAUGAUCGGCUACAGACUUCACAAGCGUUCAUCGUUUGAUAAAGAAUUUUUUCGGAAUAACUUCAUCGACAAGGAUCUUAACUGGAGAGAACGUGAAGCUCUGAAAUCUGUUCCAUCUCUUUUCACAAAAGAGAUCCUUGAUGCUAUCAGUGCGAUCACAUACAGUGAAAAUCCUUUGAGCCUUGAUUCACUCAGGAAGAAUCAUUCAAUGGAUAAUUCAGUUCACACUUCUUCUGAGGAAAACGAGGACAAAAUGGUUCCUGGUUUUGGUCAUGGAACCUGGAUUGGAAAAGGAUCAAAAGCAUUGAAUGAUACACCAGAGAUGUUGCAUGAAAGGAGCCUGAGACAGGAAAAAAGAUUGGAAAGGGCUAAUGAGCUGAUGAAUGAUGAUAGUAUUCAAAAGUUUGAGAAGGCAGCCAUGGCACGUUCCAGAUCUGUUGAUUCUGCACCACUAGGAAACUACACCAUUUGGAAAAAUGAAUACCGGAGGGGCAAGAAUUUUGAAGAUAUGUUACGUCUGAUGCAAGAUCAAAUCAUUAUGGCAAGAGUUUACAGUGGUCUUGCAAAGAUGACCAACAAUCUCGCCUUGCACGAAGAAAUAGAAACACAACUAAUGAAACUUGCUUGGGAGGAAGAAUCGACUGAUAUUGAUCAGCAGCAGAGAGUUCUUGAUAGUAUAAGAGACAUGGGACAAAUACUGGCUAGAGCACACGAGCAGCUAUAUGAAUGCAAGUUGGUGACAAAUAAGCUGAGAGCAAUGCUACAAACAGUUGAAGAAGAACUCGAAAACACGCAGACUUAUAUAACGUUCUUGACUCAGCUAGCUUCCAAGGCACUACCAGAUGCUAUCCACUGCUUGACCAUGCGCUUGACUCUAGAGUAUCAUCUCCUGCCUUUACCAAUGAGAAAUUUUCCAAGAAGGGAGAAUUUGGAGAAUCCAAAACUUUACCACUACGCUCUCUUCUCUGAUAAUGUAUUGGCUGCAUCAGUUGUUGUCAAUUCGACAGUCAUGAAUGCAAAGGAUCCUUCAAGGCAUGUUUUCCACCUUGUUACUGAUAAACUCAAUUUUGGAGCAAUGAGUAUGUGGUUUCUGUUGAACCCUCCUGGAGACGCCACCAUCCAUGUCCAAAGGUUUGAAGAUUUUACUUGGCUCAACUCAUCUUACUCUCCAGUUUUGAGACAGCUCGAGUCAGCAGCUAUGAAGAAGUUCUAUUUCAAAACAGCGAGAUCUGAAUCAGUUGAAUCAGGCUCAGAAAACCUCAAGUACCGGUACCCGAAAUACAUGUCAAUGCUUAACCACUUGAGGUUCUACAUCCCGAGGAUCUUCCCAAAGUUGGAGAAAAUCUUGUUUCUUGACGAUGAUGUGGUUGUUCAGAAGGAUUUAACUCCCCUGUGGUCCAUAGAUCUUAAAGGGAAAGUGAAUGGUGCAGUAGAAACCUGUGGUGUUACCUUCCAUCGCCUUGACACUUACUUAAACUUCAGUGAUAAACACAUUUCAGACAACUUUGAUCCGAAGUUCUGCGGAUGGGCUUAUGGGAUGAACAUCUUCGACCUGAAAGAGUGGAAGAAGAACAACAUUACAGAAACUUAUCACUUUUGGCAAAACCUGAACGAAAACCGGACUCUAUGGAAACUUGGAACAUUGCCACCAGGGCUCAUAACGUUCUACAAUCUGACACAACCACUUCAGAGCAAAUGGCACUUACUUGGACUGGGUUAUGAUAAAGGAAUCGAUGCAAAGAAGAUUGAAAGAUCAGCUGUUAUACAUUUCAACGGACACAUGAAACCAUGGACAGAGAUGGGGAUAAGCAAGUAUCAGCCAUAUUGGACAAAGUACAUCAAUUUUGAUCAUCCUUACAUCUUUACUUGCAGGCUGUUUGAGUGAUAAGACUAGGCUUCUUAGGUUACUUAGGUACAUACAUAACACAUUACAUGUAAGUACUGAUUCAUGUAUAGAAUAAAUACUUCAAAGUGAU